ACUUUAAAAAGUACAUAGUGAUGAAAUUUGUUUGUGUUACAAGAAAUUAAAAGACUUGUUAGACCGGCUUUCAUUUUAUCGGCCACUUCAGUGAUCCUGCAGUUUUCGUUGCAUUGCAAUUGAAUCGUGUUCAUUCGUUUGCCAAAAUGUCGAUACAAUGGACAUUCAUUGCCGGUUAUCUUUAUUUUGAAAUAGCCAUUGUCAUUAUACUGAUACUACCACUAUUCAGCCCAAGAAAAUGGCACGCUUUCUUUCAAUCUCGACUAUUUUCUAUUUUCCAACAGCAAGCUGCUGUGUAUUUCUACGUACUUCUUGGAGUGUUGGCUUUAUUCCUCAUGGACGCUGUCAGGGAAAUGCGUAAGUAUUCAUCGACUGACCACACGCAUUUAACAAGUGAAAUGAAAGGAAAUGUUAAACUGUUCAGAGCACAAAGAAAUUUCUACAUCACAGGAUUCGCAAUAUUUCUCGCAUUUGUCAUAAGGCGCCUUGUAACGAUGAUAAUUAUACAGUAUGAAUUGGAAAUGAAAGCACAAGAAAUCAUAAAGAAAGCGGAGGAUACAGUAAAAAUGGCCAAAUCAACAGUUGUAGCUAACACUAUUCAUGAAGCACAGGAUAAUGCAAUUAAACAAAAAUUAGAAUUGACUGAGAACAUGUUGGAAGAGCAACAAGCUAAAGUAAAAGAAUUAGAAGCGGAGGCUACAAUGUGGCGUCUCAUGUAUGAAGAUUUGAAGAACAAUGCGAGCGGACAGGGUGACACAUAAAAACUGAGAUUAGAUCUAUAUUAAUUAUAAUUAUCUAUAUAUUAUUCUAUUAAUUUCGAUAAAUACUGAACUGUAUAAUAUUGUACUAAUAAUGAUAAUUCAUGGAUGGAAACUAGGCAUCCUAUUUACACAUCAUUUCUAUUUAUGUAACUUACUCAUCUUGUAAUACUUAACCUUUUUUUGGAAGUAGUAUUUUAUUAUUCCCAUUUAUAUAGAAAUUCUUACAUAUUAAUUCAGUUAAAUUAUAUAAAAAGCUUAUUAUUUUAUUUUCAAGUGUGAGAGAUAACAAUGAGUGAUGUUUUUAUAAGGGUGCUGUACUUAUAUUGUAAGGAAAAAAUGGUUGGAUAUCUUUUUGGACUGAUUAAAAGAAGUAUCUGUCUAUCUUUGAAUCUUUUUAUUAAAGUAAAACUUUAACUUGUUUGCAUUUUGUUUGUUUUUAUGGUAAAAUGCAUUUUUAAUGUUUAUUUGGCUGUGUAAAUAAUAA
Messenger RNA from Colias croceus (clouded yellow), 1245 nucleotides. RefSeq names its product B-cell receptor-associated protein 31-like. The transcript has a single exon. Bases 147 to 761 code for a protein of 204 amino acids. The record is from RefSeq and is a predicted model, not a curated record. Gene Ontology annotation, biological process: intracellular protein transport; endoplasmic reticulum to Golgi vesicle-mediated transport. NCBI's taxonomy places the organism in Eukaryota, Metazoa, Arthropoda, Insecta, Lepidoptera, Pieridae. Gene Ontology annotation, cellular component: endoplasmic reticulum membrane; endoplasmic reticulum.